AUGCUUGGCGGUCUUGCCUUCAUCAGCAUCUUAAUCGCCUUGUCUCUACUAUAUGCAGCCGGGGGUUCUGGAACAAUCGGCAGUCGAUUGAGUUUGAAGGGAGCCGGGACAUCGAUCAGUGGGGUUGCUGAGGAACAAGGAAUAAACGGCGUUCCCGCAUUGACGAUCCCAGCAGAUGUCGAUCAUAGACUGGUGGUGUUUGGAGAUGCCUGGAGCGCCAUCGGUUCGCGAUUAGCUGCAAAGGGGCGAGCAUGGCCAGAGUGGGUUUGUUCCAUGUGGCCAUGCCGUUUGGAAAGUUAUGCGCAAAAGGAACAUGUCUGCGAAAGCUCUGUCUGCGGAGCCGUCAUCGAUGAAACCGAGCUUCAUACCAUUGCUUCCGAUGCCGCCCGUUCCUUAGAGCCACUCCCAGACCUACGUAGCCAGCUUGAUCAAUGGCUAGCUGCAGAGCUGAACGCGUCGCAAGCUGGUGGCGAUCUGAGAGUGCAAUCAAACAAUACCAUCUUCGCUUUCUCGUUCCUCAUCUGGGACAUUUGGAAGUUCAACGGAAUCUCGACCGGGAAGACGAGAAAAUCCAUAAUGCGCAGUCUCAAUACCCUGUUCCAGCAGUUAGAUCGCCUUGCAAAGUAUACCGAAUCCGACGAUUUGCGGAUUCUGCUGAUGAUGUCUAUUGAUCCUACUUUCUUGCCGGCGUUUGACCCUUCUCAGAAACAGAAGGAUAUGAUCAGUAUCGUCACCGACUGGAACGAAAAGCUAAAAGAAAAGGCCAAUGAUUGGAAGAGUGGGUCUGUGUAUGUUUUUAACACGAAUGAAUUCCUCAACGAUCAAAUCAGGUCGCGUCAGUUCUACCUGGCGGGGAUGCUGGAUGGACAGGGACUGGGAAACCAAAACCCGUGGGACGAUGUCGAAAACCCAUGCGUCCAGAGUAAGAGUACAUGGCUGCCGUUCUUGGGUAGCAAGGACCAGCGGUGUGCGAAUCCAGAAAGAUUCCUCUUUUGGGAUGGUUUGCAUCUCGGGCCGACAGCAAAUAAGAUGAUGGCCACAGAGAUUUUUCAUGAUAUUGAGAAACUGUGGGCCAAAGAUACGAAUUCGACAGCGUCCGCAUAG
This is a messenger RNA of Talaromyces stipitatus ATCC 10500, 1104 nucleotides long. RefSeq lists its product as uncharacterized. The record is from RefSeq and is a predicted model, not a curated record. The coding region runs from base 1 to 1104 and encodes 367 amino acids. The transcript has 3 exons. NCBI's taxonomy places the organism in Eukaryota, Fungi, Ascomycota, Eurotiomycetes, Eurotiales, Trichocomaceae.